Messenger RNA from Racocetra fulgida, 617 nucleotides. Lineage: Eukaryota; Fungi; Glomeromycota; Glomeromycetes; Diversisporales; Gigasporaceae. The record is from the annotation of a GenBank genome assembly.
AGUCAUUUACAAUUUCGCUCGGUAAUCAAGUGAAAUCGACACAUAACCUUCGUCUUUUGGCAUCUGAUAUUGAUGACAUGCUUAAGUCUUCCAACGACGAGGCACGUGGUACAGCAUAUAGGGCACAAACUGCUGCUAAUUUGUAUUCGCAAGAUUUGACGGCAAUUGUUUUACUAUUGACGCCCAAAGAUUGGCCAAAAUAUAAAUUUGGACAAAGUGCUAAUAAAGAAUCUACAGAAUUUCAUUUUGACAAUAUUGAAACACAAUUUGAGGCCAUUGAAAACGAUUUUCCAGCUGAGAGUAAUGGUGUAAUUCCUGUUAAAGAAGGGGAUUUUUUUAUCACAAAACAUUCUAACCUACCGUUAGUUCAUGUGGCAUUCCAUUUGGUUAUAGACUUUGAAUAUCCAACCAUUCAAGAAAAUAUUUUGUGUCGAAGAGGUGAACUUGUGUUAAAAUGUAUAAAAGGAUUUAUGAUGGAGAAUUCGCGGAUACCAAAGCGUAAAGCUGAUAAAGAAGAAGAAACAAAAACUGUACAAUUUUUAUUGCCAAAAAAUGCUAAUGAACAACAAUUUAAUUCGCAAAGACAGUGGCUUAUAGAUACUUUUGGAGCGAAUUAA